AUGGCCAACAAUCAAACAGCCGAUCAAUCUCUUUCUGAAGUCAGUGCUAUACGUCUAUUCAAUAGCGUGGCAGUAACAAAUGAAGAUAUGACUUUGCGCCCAGUAAUAAUAGUAUCCCGAGAAGACGACAACUCGAUUACGGAACACAAGUCUAUUGAAACGGUUAUGUCUUGCGAUGAAAAUGGAAAUUCCUGUCGCAUUUGUCGAUGGAAUCGUAGUGAUUUGGAUAUAAUGGAGAGUCCUUGUCUCUGUCGUGGUACAGUAGGUCACAUUCAUUUGCAAUGCCUCAAAAGAUGGAUUAUGCAUCGCAGAAAUAUUCACUGUGAGAUAUGCAAUACUUCGUUCAUUAUACCGGUCGAAAAGUUGAGCUGGCGACAGAAGAUGAUGAACUUUUGCAACCAGUGUGCAGUACCGAUUGCAAAGAAUUUACUUUUCAGCUUUUCAUUGCUACCUCUUGGUCAUGUUAUAUUGCAGCAAGUUCUCUUUUGCAUGGAGGCUAUUAACCAGAGUCCCAACGAGCGUUUAACCUUUGCAGAAAUCAUGGUCGCCUCGUGUACUUUGAUGACGUCAAGUGCAUUGUUUUUCCACUUCUUUGAAUUUGUAACGACACGCAUGCUUUUGAUACGCAAUAUCUUGAGACAGUGGUGGAAUUUUGGGAAUAUAACAGAUUUUCCACCGGUUCAAAUUGAUAGUGGCAUAUUUGAUUUUCUAUAG
Messenger RNA from Musca vetustissima, 714 nucleotides. RefSeq lists its product as uncharacterized. Gene Ontology annotation, molecular function: zinc ion binding; ubiquitin-protein transferase activity. NCBI's taxonomy places the organism in Eukaryota, Metazoa, Arthropoda, Insecta, Diptera, Muscidae. Bases 1 to 714 code for a protein of 237 amino acids. The record is from RefSeq and is a predicted model, not a curated record. Gene Ontology annotation, biological process: protein ubiquitination. The transcript has 3 exons.